AAAUUUCACGCCAACACCAACUGACCCACCCUGGUACCUACUGGGUUGGGAAGCUGGGUGAGAAUUGCUGGCAUGCAAAGUGCUUCGCCUGUCAGACAAAGACCCAGGCACAUAAAUACUCAGGUUCCAACUUCUUUCAUGACCUAUGUGGGUCAGCUGGUAGCUUCCUUAAAACGGAUUAAGUUCAUUUAUUCGCUUCGCAUAAACUUUUUUUUUUUUAUUAAAUUGGACCCAGUUAUGUUUCUUACUAAACGUGUUAUUGCAAUGAACCGACUUCUCAAUGAUUAUAGCCCUGUGGUACAGCUGCACACACACACACACACAUACACAAAGGGUACCAAUGGAGGUCAGAGACGAGUGGAGAUCUGGAGACGACAAAGCACAAAAAAGACGUGAUGGACAUUUGUCACCCACUCAGCCGCUCUACUACUGCAUAUACAAAGCAAACAGCCCAUUUCAACACAUAACUAGGACAUAUCUUCACCAUAAUCCCUGCUGCCUUUCUUGCUCACUUUGCCUAUUCUGUGACGCCCCCUUCUCUCUCUCUCUCUCUCUCUCUCUCUCGUCCUACCAUCGUACACUACAUUUGCUCCAAAAUACCUGUUCGUUCUGAAGCAGUCCCGUUCGUCUAAUCACUGUCAACAUUCACUGCUCCAUCUCCCUGGGCCCCAAUUAAAUGUUGCCUUCACAUUUCAUCACAAUUUUCUACAACUGCAAACACUUUCAGACUAUUGCUGGUUUCUGCCAUGUCUCUUCACUGUCCCGCUCGGCAAACAUCAGCCACAUAUACUCAUGUGUUUAUAUUCCAUCAUAUAUCAAGCUCCAACUAACCCAGUGCCAUUAAAUUCACUCUACCUUGCACCAAAGAGUGCAGUGGACCCUUAAACCACAUAGGUUUCUCUCUUGUUUUGUAGCACAUCCUGUUCCUACACGGCUGUUAUAUCACCAUCUAUGACCUUUAGUAUCUCAUGCUUUCCAACCUUAGUCUCAAAAAGCAGGUCCCAAAAACUCCAGCAAGCGAGAUGAGGGGGCCGCCGCCGACGAUGUUGUUGGCCGCCCUGCUGGCAAUGUCGAUGAUUCUAACGUCAAAUGGAUUGUAUUACAACGCGUCAAAUCGAGAUCUCGGAAGCAUCUACUACCAGGAGAGAAACAACAUAUUCGACAAGAAGAUAAUGCCUUCACAGUACAUCAAGCAUAACAAAACGGUUGAUUAUGCUUGUCAGUGUCGCAACCUCUGCCUGGCAAUGGUUCAGUGCCUAGCCGCCUCAUGGAUUAGAAUGACCAGUGGCAUGACCUCAAGUUGUCUCAUUUCUGAAACCUACUUUAGUCAUCUGGAACUGAUAAACAUAGACCCUGGCGUCUUUGCUGCCACGACCUUCCACUGGUUCAAAUCUGAUUACAAAAAGGGGCAGUACAAAUACUACAAGGUUCAUGAAGCACUUUACAGUUUCUCUCAAGCCAACAACGCCUGCAGAUCUGAAGGAGCACAGCUGGCUACUUCCGUCGACGCCCUGAAGAAGGCAGACAUGACAGUCCGCCUCUACCAGGGAGUUGGAGCACAAUAUUGGAUUGGGCUUUACCAGGAGGGACCUACAGCACAGGCAAUGUGGCUCAGCCCCAAUGGAAAUAUGUCAAUUCAGAUAGACUACAUCCCAGGAACCUCAAAUUGCUACUCGUUGUAUAAUGUAGGCACCUGGAUUUUCAUGAAUCAAAUCUGUACCUUAACAAAUUAUGGUGUGUGUGAGAGAAACUUCUAAUCACUACAAGGAACCAACUGUGGUGAUGCUGUUUCCAUCUAGAACCAUCUUUUACCUAGAACCUUUUACCUAGAGCCAAAUGUGGGACUGUUUUCCAUCUAGGGUUGUCUGAGAUAUUGGUUUCUCAAGAACCAGCUGUGAUGCUGAAUAUCAUCCAGGAACCAUCUGCGAUGCUCUUUUGUCAAAACAGCUGUAAUGCUGUAUAUAUCAUUAAGUAGUAAUCUGUGGUGCUGUCUUGCUCAAAGAUCAAUAAUACUUUCUUUGAAGUAACUGCAUUUUGUGUGUGUUAUACCCUGUUGUUUUAAUUCAAAACUGAAUACACUGCUACACUUUUACAGUGAAUACACUACUGAGUGAUUUUACCUGGUGGUAAUACCAGGGUAGCUUCAUCCCAAGAAAAAAUGUAAUCUCUGAUACCAAGUUACUGUGAUUUCAAGUUUUCACAGUUAUAGCUCUCAUGUGCAUCAUUACUACAAGCUAUCAGUAAAGCUUGUUUACCUUUUUGCCUUCCUAAACAACUCGCCUAGAAUCAGGUGUACCAUAUUUCCACAGAAUUUGCCACAUAAAAGCAAUUGCAGUGUUUUAAUUCAAAAUCAAAUAUAAUGUUACAUUUCCACAGGCACAGGUUGAAUUCUAAUAUUUCCAACAACUGCACUGCUGUUUCGACCCUUAUUUGAAACUCAUGACUGGUUUUCACUAAGAAAACUUCAAUGUUUCCUUUGUGAAAAUGAUUAAUUUGGUAUUUCAAAUGUUCAGCUCCACAAAGGCUUAUACAAAUCACAGAGCCAAAGUUAUUGUUUGGUAUAUUUCUAGGCAUAUGUUUAUGUCUGUGACUUCAUUCAGGUUGUAUAAGCUUUGAGCUAUGCUUAGUUGCUUAGUUUUUCAAGCUAUCUGGUCAAUAUGAAGGACCUGACUUAAUCUUUGGUUGGUAUAAAGACAUUUUAUGGUUUCUGGUUGAUGUUCUGUGGAUAAUAUCAAAAGGAAUAUGUUUUUUUUGUAGCAAUUAGAGGAAUCAAGUUGUUGGUUUAUAUGAACCUGCGUUCAUACUGGCAUAUAGGCCUAAGAGUUAGGAUAAUAAUGUAGACUAUUGGUGGGGAAUUCUAGUCACCUACAUCAAGGUUUGACUUUUGUGUUUAGUUUAGACUGGUCAUGUAAUUGAUAAGACGUUUAAGGGAACUUUGAAGCCUGUUGUGGACCGAGGAUGGCUGUCCCCGUAAGACAUAGCAGGCUAAAUGUUAGCACUUCUCUUACACCCCCCCCCCCCCACAGAGCAACCAAUAAACUUCUGUGAUAAGAGCGAUUACCACCACCAAUAUUUUGUAAAAACAUGAAUAUUAAUGGCUACAAAGAACCAUUUCAUUAUCACUCGAACAGUCAGCAGAAACCAUAAUACAGUCAUAGAUCUCAUCAUGUAACUCGUAUUGUC
This is a messenger RNA of Macrobrachium nipponense, 3183 nucleotides long. RefSeq lists its product as uncharacterized. Lineage: Eukaryota; Metazoa; Arthropoda; Malacostraca; Decapoda; Palaemonidae. The record is from RefSeq and is a predicted model, not a curated record. Bases 969 to 1757 code for a protein of 262 amino acids. The transcript has 6 exons.